AAGGUGAAAAUGUAAAGCUGACCAAAACAAUCUCAGUCACUGAAAAAAAUGUUGAUCUCCCCUCAAAACUGAAGAGAGAGCUGGAACCCCUGAGGUCCCCACGGCCCACACUGACUGCAGCGUGGGAUGGGGACGCCAGCCCAGCCAGUGUCAGAUGCUUUGGGGCUGAAUCACAAUCUCACCGAGCCGGUUGGAUAUCCUGAGAGCUGCAGGCUGCCACGGGAUGGCCAUGCAGGGCAGGAAACCGCUCCAAAGCAGAAAGAAAACAAAUUAAAAAAACCUUCCAGACAGUUGCCAAUAAAGUUUCUUUGGCUCUGCGUCUGGGCAUCGCUCCCAAAUCCAGCCUCUUGCCCUUGGAUAAAGCACUACAGCCUGGAAUGAGAGUCAGAUGCGUGGGAGGAGUGCAUGUGUCUGUGUCUGGGCUGGAAAACAUGUGUGCCUAGAAAAAGCUUUUUACUUUGGGCCUUGCUCCAGAAAACCUCUCCUUGCUUUUACAACUGUCCCCUGUUCCUUGGGACUACCCAGAUGUUCAACCCAGCCUGAGGACAGGGAGCUGAGGAGUUUUCUCGGCAUCAUUCCCUCUGACCCCCAGGCCUGAGAGCAGACAGCCCGGGGCAGACAGCCUCCAGCCCACACAUCUGUUCCUCGAGAGGCUUAAUAUGCCACACAGAAAGUGAGGCCGAAUAACGUGCACAUGCUGAGUAUGGGAGGAGAGGCUGAAGGACAUCCUGUUUUGUUUCAGCAGUGUUGUUAUUCUUUGGGGUGAAAUGAAGAAUUUGAUUUUGUUUUGGAAGCACUCAUAUUUCUGAUGCAACUGAACUUCAGUAACCUUUUUGAGGUACAGAUUUCAACAAAUUAUUUUUUUCUCUCUAACAAAGAUGCAGAACUUGUCAGUGGUAGAAAGUCUUGCUCGCGCAGACAUAUCACACCAUGGGUCUCCAAAAGACCUGGCAGCUGAGGCAGGUGGUGUGUUUCUUGAUGAAAGUGGCUGUAACUGGAAUGAAAGGACAAAUAAUGAAGAAAUUGCUAAUCUUGAAGUAAUGCAGCAAAGCCUCCCUGUAAUGGACGACAAAGGUAGAAGUUGUGAGGGGUUUUCUGAGAGCAGCUUUAGUACCUCAGAACUCAGUGGUUCCUGGGGUGAUUUUGAAGGCUUCAAGGAGCCCUCAGACAAAUCAGAGAGAUUCAGUCAUAACCUUGAAGUUUUGGUGAAGUCAGCAAAAACUUCUGGAGCCGAUCUGGACCUAAGCAAUGGAGGCUGCAGCACUUCUGCUGCCCACUCGUGUGCUGAGCCAUCUCUGUGCCACGGGAUACAGGAGGCUUCAGGCUCUCUGAACGAGAGGGUAAUGCUGUACGUGGAGAGAAACUGUCCAGCCACUUUGCAGCUACCUCAAGUGGAACAAAAGCAACUUCUUUACAGCGUUGGACAAAUACUUAAGUUGUCCUGCUGGAGAGCUUUAAAGAAUUUUUCACACAACGUUGCUGCUCCUGGAUUGCAGUCCCUGGGCAGGGUGGCAGACCACAGCUGUGAGGAGAUAUUUAGGUUGGCCUUUCCAGAAGUCUUUGUACCACAGUCCAGAGAGAGCAUAAGAAGCUUAGAGCAAGUUCUUGAUGAAAAUAAUGGAGAUGUUGGGAUCCCUGAACUUUUGAAGAAUCAACUUUGCAUGGUUUCUGGAAAUGUAUGGAGAAUGCUCAGAGACUUUGAUAAUACCCUCAGCUUAAGACAUCCCUGGAGUAAGUCCCAUUGCCAAGAAAACCUCCUGAGUGUUCUCGGGAUAGAUGCAAAUCAAAAGGACAUUUCAGAGAGCCAGGCUGAUAUUUUUGAGGAAUCAAAUGUCAAAGAUAAUGAGGACUUUAGAUUUGAUGGAUUCAGUGUUAAUGACUGCAAAGCAUUGAUCCAGACCAAGCUUUCUGUGUCACCAGACUCCAGACAUGGUCAUCUUUUCACCUGCAACCUCUUUUUGAAGACCACAUCAUCAAAUGAAAACACAGAGUGUAUAACAAUGCCAAGGAAGAAGCAGAUUUUUGCUACACACAACCUAAAAAUGAAAUUUUUCAGUAAUGAUGUUUGUUGAACUAAAUGCACUUUAUAGUGUUUUUUUGUUUUUGUUGUUGUUUGGGUUUUUUUUGAACUGAAUGCAGUUUACCUUCAUUUUGCUACUGACUUGGUACUAUAGACUACAGAUGUUCUUUAGGAAAGUGACAUAUUGCUGUAUAUGAGGGAGCUAAGGCCACGUUAUUAGAAGAUAUUUCUCCUGUUAAGUUGUGAAGUGAAAUUUUGUAAUUUUGUCCUGCUGAGUUUUGCCGCAGAGUUGUGUCCCUUACAGUAAAUGCUGCAGCUGCAAACACACUUCAAGGUAACUCUGGUGGAUUCUCCUGAACUACUGACCUUUCAGGCCUUAAUGCCUCUUCAAUCAAAACCCUCCUUUCCCUGACAAAAUCUGUUUAGCAUGUUUAACAUGUGCCUUGUCACCAUCUCUCCUACUUGCUCCAGUUUGGAUCAGCUGAGAUCUGUUGCUUUGCCACUGCUGGAUGUAAUGAAAGGAGCCUUCUUCAUUUGGGGACUUUCAAUGGGGUUUAGCAGAAUAAAAGUGUUUUAAAUUGUCUGUGAAGCCUGCUGCGGUGAUAGGGGUGGAGGCAGCAAAAUGCUUCAUUCUGGCGUUGUUCUCUGACUGAAAUAAAUCACCUCGUUGAAGCUGA
Messenger RNA from Corvus hawaiiensis (hawaiian crow), 2697 nucleotides. It is a transcript of the gene CLBA1, whose product is annotated as clathrin binding box of aftiphilin containing 1. Gene Ontology annotation, molecular function: clathrin binding. Lineage: Eukaryota; Metazoa; Chordata; Aves; Passeriformes; Corvidae. Gene Ontology annotation, cellular component: AP-1 adaptor complex; trans-Golgi network membrane. Gene Ontology annotation, biological process: intracellular transport. The coding region runs from base 879 to 2072 and encodes 397 amino acids. The record is from RefSeq and is a predicted model, not a curated record. The transcript is spliced from 8 exons.